This is a messenger RNA of Melopsittacus undulatus (budgerigar), 2925 nucleotides long. It is a transcript of the gene STYK1, whose product is annotated as serine/threonine/tyrosine kinase 1. Gene Ontology annotation, molecular function: ATP binding; transmembrane receptor protein tyrosine kinase activity. NCBI's taxonomy places the organism in Eukaryota, Metazoa, Chordata, Aves, Psittaciformes, Psittaculidae. Bases 1420 to 2697 code for a protein of 425 amino acids. The transcript has 10 exons. Gene Ontology annotation, cellular component: signaling receptor complex; plasma membrane. The record is from RefSeq and is a predicted model, not a curated record. Gene Ontology annotation, biological process: positive regulation of kinase activity; multicellular organism development; protein phosphorylation.
GCCCUGAGCAUGGUUAGGAAACAUGGGGUGCCACCCACUGGCAUCACUGGUGGGAGGUACAUAAGGGAGGAGGUAGGAAUAAUUUUUUAUGAACAUGGGACCAAUGUAGGUGUUGUUGCUGCAUCAAAGCUUUCUUCCAUGGAUCUUCAUUAUUGUAUGAGCAUGUUUCUGUGUAACUACAAGUUGCUACGUGUGUGCUUAUAUCUGCCUUGGGCAUGCACAUCAUUUAAGUGUAAGUGUGCUUUUCUAGUGAACAUAUGCAGAAAGCAAAGCCAUUAGCUACUGUUAAGGUGGAGCUUGGACUGUUUAUGACUCAGAUUUUACAAUGUGAUUACUGGCUAAUGGUCCUGAAGUCUGCUUUCCUGUGCUGCUGUCAUGUCUGUUCGUAUGUGUAUUUUGUAUCUGAGUGUAAUCUGAGAGUGAAAGAAGCUAGGAUUUAUGGUUUUAUGGUUAAUCCUGCGUAUUUUUGUGUGAGCAUAUGUAUGUGUCAUAGCUAAGUUAGGUUGAUUUAGUGUGCUUACUUUCAGAGUGCACCUGCAAAGCUUGAUGUUAUUGCUGUGUUAUUGCUGCUUUGACUGGAUUCAUGUUGUAGCCACACUGUGAGUCCAUGUCAAUUUGCUAGCAUAAAAAGAAUCAAAGGAAAUAAGAAUGAAAUAGACCUUUUGUAAUACCUUGAAGUGCAGAUAUGUUCCAUUUCCCUCUUUCUGCUGCCUCUGUUGUGCAAUUGAUCAAGCAUAAUUUCACCCAUCAAUUUAGCAUGAGAACAAACUGUUUAAUAUUUCAUCCAUCACUGACUUCUGUAAAGCCAUAUUCAUACCAGUAAGAAUGCCAUAUAUUAUUAUUAACAUUUGCUAUUGAGGUUAAUUGCCUUGAACUCAUAGCUGAAAAUAAAGUACUUAAAAGGAUAAGAGUCCCAAUACUUAUAAAACAUUCUAGAUUAUACCGUUUGUGAAGCUGUUAAACUUAUUUUUUGGUAACAUUUAUAAGUAGCAGUGACUAAGUGUAUGUGCGUUGCCUUUCUGUCAGUCAUCACUAUUCACCACAUUUUGAUUGAUUUUUUUUUUUUUUAGUUUAAAACUAGUAGUCCAGAUCCUCUGCUGGUGUAAGUCAGUGCAGCACCAUAGAGCCUCUUCCAAUCUUAUUACUUCAGUCCUCAGUAAAGACAGUAUACUUAGUGUAGCAGUAGGACAUCAUCCGAAAUGCUUGUGUGUUUUCCAGAGAAUAAAUAAACACACACCAAUUUGAACUGAAAUACAAUUUUCUACAGGGAUAAUCUUCACCUGUAAUGCAGAACAACUAAAAUUCUACAACAGAGAUGUGUUUUGAGAGGUCUGCAGCUACCUGCAGUCCUGUAGCAACUCGGAGACACCAGCAUACUCUGAAGACAGAAGUUAGAGACCCGCUUGCUCGUAAUUGAACAUGGCAGGGGAUGUAAAAAGAUUCACACGCAUGCUGCUGGAAUGCAACAGCAAUGACAAGCUGUGUGUUGUGCGUGAAUACCAGACUGAAGUUAUUGUUGUCCCAGUUCUCCUUGUGGGUGUUUUUGUCAUCAUGCUAACUGUGAUCCUUUGGCUCCACUGCCGAGGUUUGCGAGCAAAGCAGGAGCAAUCAUCAGCAUCUGGACACCAGGUGAAUGACAUGAAUCAGCAGGAAUACAGCUCAACAGAGAGCCGCUAUAUCCAGCUGAGUGAGAUGUCUGUGGAAAGCCUGCUAAAUUCUGCAUCCUUGACUCUGAAAGAACUGGAGAUACCAAGAGAGAAACUCUUGCCAGGCACUUGGCUGCUGAUAAAACAUGGUCACUAUGGGAGCUUCUACAGAGCACAGCUGGAAACUGGGAACCCCGGAAAGACUAAGACUGUAGUACUGAAAGCCUUACAAGACCUGACUAGUCCCCAGAAAGUAAAGGAUUUCCUGGGAAGGAUUAAAUUCCAUCAAAAUCUUGGCCAUCAUGAGAACCUGGUUGAAUUGGUUGGAUGCUGUGUAGGUCAGCUCCCACUUUAUAUGAUCAUGGAAGAUGUCUCUCUUGGUGACCUGUUGACAUUUCUAUGGACGUGUCGGAAGGAUGUAAUGACAAUGGAUGGUGUUCCUUAUGACUUCACUGAGAGGCAAGUAUAUGAAGUUGGACAACAGGUUGCAGCAGCUCUGGCUUAUCUUGAAAAGAAGAAAUUGUUCCAUGGUGACAUUGCUGCCAGGAAUGUCCUCCUGCAUUACAACUUCACUGCUAAGCUCUGUGGUUUCGGUCUGGCCUAUGAAACUCACACAUAUGGUGCCAACUCAGUCACAAAGAUUGUGCCAGUCAAGUGGCAGGCACCAGAGCGACUCCUGAAGAAACCCCCCAGCAUCAAGGCGGACAUAUGGUCUUUUGGAAUUCUGCUGUAUGAAAUGAUUACAUUAGGUGCUCCACCAUAUCCUGAGGUGCCACCUUCUGACAUUUUACCAUACCUUCAAAGAGAGAACAUGAUGAAGCAGCCCCCAAGGUGCCAGCAAGCCAUAUACAGCAUCAUGAAGUCCUGCUGGCAAUGGAAUGCAUCUAACCGGCCUUCUCCAGCAGACCUGAUGUGGUCCCUACAAACAGCAAUGAAGAACAGCAACAGUCAUGCAGUACUGCAGGUGCCUGAGCUGGUGGUGCCUGAACUCUAUGCUAAUGUUGCUGGUGUUGAUGUACUCAAUCCAGUCAGGGAAUACACUAUACUCUGAAGGACCUUGAUACAUGUUGGUAUAAGAGAAUUCUCUGAGUUUGCCCUUCCUAGAUACUUUGCAAGCUCAGGAUAAAGUGUAUAUGUUGGGAGGGAUCCCUUUGUUUUUUGAACAUGUUAUAUAUAUGCAAUCUCUCCUCCAUUCCAGAAACAACAAUCUGUUAUCAUACUAUUAUGAAAUGUAACCUGUUGAUAUCAGUCUGCCAGUGGUCUUUUUUUUUUUUUUUUU